Molecule: messenger RNA, 1744 nt
Organism: Marmota monax (woodchuck)
Lineage: Eukaryota; Metazoa; Chordata; Mammalia; Rodentia; Sciuridae
Product: keratin-associated protein 10-2-like
Exons: 1
Coding region: 348-1469 (373 amino acids)
Cellular component (GO): keratin filament
Source: RefSeq, a predicted model, not a curated record
GGCUGUCCAGCUCCACACAGCCAUGAGGCCCCGGGCAGGGCACCAGGCACCCUGGACUCUGGGUGCUCAGUACAGGUGCCAAGCAUCCUGCAGUGGUGACGGGCCCUGGGGAGGGGUGUGAGCCUCAGGUGACACCUCUGUGCCCAGGCUUCCCUCCAAGGGAGACGAGGCCCUGAGGCUGCUGUCCAGUGGCUGGAGGGUGCCCCAGCAGCCCAGGGUGGCCAAGCUCCUCCCACACACAACACCCCAGCACUCAGUGCUCCCGGAACCCACUCCCGCUCCAGGGGCCCCGACGCUGGCAGGACAUUAACGAGCUGGACAGCCUCCCAGGUAAACAAGCAUCCCCAAUGACGGCCAGGAGCCGGCCCAGCAACCCGGAAGGAGAGGCUGUGGGCUGGGGACCAGAGGGACCGGGCAGGUAUAAAAGCCAGAGCCCAGAGCUCCCCACACACACCCACACACUCACCCACACACCCUCCUCCAGCACACCCACCAUGGCCGCCUCCACCAUGUCCAUCUGCUCCAGCUCUUGCCCCGAGUCCUCCUGGCAGGUGGACGACUGCCCAGAGAGCUGCUGCGAGCCCCCCUGCUGCGCCCCCAGCUGCUGCCAGCCCAGCUGCUGCGCCCCAGCCCCCCGCCUGUCCCUCCUCUGCACCCCAGUGAGCUGUGUGUCCAGACCCUGCUGCCAAUCAGUCUGCACCGGCUCCUGCACCCCCUCCUGCUGCCAGCAGUCUAACUGCCAGUCUGAUUGCUCCAGCUGCUCCCCCUGCCAGCCAUCUUGCUGUGUGUCCCUCUGCUGCAAGCCCGUGUGCUGCAAGCCCGUGUGCUGUGUGCCCAUCUGCUCUGAGGCUUCCUCCUCCUGCUGCCAGCAGUCUAGCUGUGAGCCCUCUUGCUGCUCCUCUUCCCCCUGCCAGCAGUCCUGCUGUGAGCCCUCUUGCUGCUCAUCCUCCCCCUGCCAGCCGUCCUGCUGUGUGUCCCUCUGCUGCAAGCCCGUGUGCUGUGUGCCCAUCUGCUCUGAGACUUCCUCCUCCUGCUGCCAGCAGUCCUGCUGUGAGCCCUCUUGCUGCUCCUCCUCCCCCUGCCAGCCGUCCUGCGGUGUGUCCCUCUGCUGCAAGCCCGUCUGCUGCAAGCCCGUGUGCUGUGUGCCCAUCUGCUCUGGAGCCUCCUCCUCCUGCUGCCAGCAGUCUAGCUGCCAGUCUGACUGCUGCAGCUCCUCCCCCUGCCAGCCGUCCUGCUGCGUGCCCGUCUGCUGCAAGCCCGUCUGCUGCUACAGACCCUCCUCCUGCGUGUCCCUGCUCUGCCGCCCCGUGUGCAGGCCCGCCUGCUGCAUGCCCGCCUCCUCCUGCUGUGCCUCCUCCUGCCAGCCCAGCUGCUGCCGCCCGGCCUCCUGCGUGUCCCUGCUCUGCCGCCCCACCUGCUCCCGCCCGGCCUGCUGUGGUGUCUCCUUGGGCCAGAGGUCCUGCUGCUGACAGGCUCAACAGCCUGCUUCUGCAAGCCCCUCUUGUUCUCCUAAGCAGGAUUCUUCUCUCAGGAAUCCCUGAUACUGGGAGCCACCACAACCUCCCCUCUCCUGCUUGGUGGCCAUGAGGCUGCUGCCUGAAGGAGUUGCUCCCUCCCUCCCUGGGGAGAGAGCACCCUCAAGUCCCUCUACCCGUAGAUGGCACUCCAGAGCCUCUUGUCAGCAUUGCUCUCUUGCGUCCACGGUGACCAAGGUCAAAGCCUGAAUCAAUAAAGCCUUUCUCUA